AUGGAUCGGCGCCAUAUGUCAGCCGGUGGCGAUACAUCUCAGCUGAAGCGUACCCCUACUUAUCUCCCCGAUUACAUCUUUUGGACCCGAGAGAUCCAGGCCACAUUCGGCUCAGUGACAAACUUCCUCGUAAAGACACGGUUACACUGGGGAAAGGAAGCCAACCAUGCCGACAUCCGUAUCCCCUACCGCCACUACUCGGUUCCCUUCGCCGACCAGUCUGAUUAUCGCAUUCUACGCAACGACUGGCCCUACGCCAUGCCAUCGGGCAUGGUUCACCUCGUUGUGUGGCUGAAGACGCCUAUACCUGUAGACGCAGAAGGUGACCCGACUACUGAAUCCCGCCGGCUAGUUGCGGAUUUUAUCGACAGAACGUUUUGGAUGCACAUGAGCUGA
Aspergillus oryzae RIB40 is the source of this 396-nucleotide messenger RNA. Its product is annotated as GIG1 family protein. Bases 1 to 396 code for a protein of 131 amino acids. Gene Ontology annotation, cellular component: cytoplasm. The record is from RefSeq and is a predicted model, not a curated record. Gene Ontology annotation, biological process: N-acetylglucosamine metabolic process. Lineage: Eukaryota; Fungi; Ascomycota; Eurotiomycetes; Eurotiales; Aspergillaceae. The transcript has 2 exons.